AUGGCGCAUCGGCCAAGUGACUCAAUUGCCCUUCGAUCGACACAGCGAGCGCCAAGGAGCUGUUUAUCUUGCUCAUCUCGCAAAGUCAAAUGCGAUAAAUCCGUUCCAUGCUCACGAUGCAUCAAGCGUGGCCAGGCUGAAUCAUGUGUCAGGGAAAUGGUCGUUAUACGCGGCCGGGUGACCACAUGGCAGGACAGUUCUGAGACCCUAACGUAUCAAGAGCUCAAAGAAGAAAAUGACCGUCUACGACGAGAGAUUAUUGCACUAAAGGCGCAGCAAGACCGCCACCCGAUCAUUAAUUUGACACAGGCUGAGGUAUCCGAAAAGUCACUGAACGACGUAGAGUACACCCCAGGUGAGCUUGAUGAUGACUUGUGGGAAAGCCUUGCCUCGGACUCCAAUAUCGACAGGUCAUCUGUAUCAAACUGGGCGGAUAUCAUUCUACCUAAUGCGAAUAUCAGCAAUAAACUUAUAGAGUUUGACAAGACGUGGAACUCUUGGGUACACUAUGCCCUGGAAUAUCCUCAGUUCAAGGACGAAUGCGACAGUUAUGUCGGCGGUCUAGAGAAAGGCUUACCACUCGAUAAAGCUGACGUUCCAUGGCUCGCUGUCUACUUCAGUGUCCUCAGUACAGCGCUUUUGAUGAUGGAAGAUGAUGAAACUCAAAGCCUGCAACUACCCGGAGGUUUCACCAUCGACGAGGUUUCUCGAAAUUGGUAUCACGCCGCCAUAUUCUGUCUUCAUAAAGCAGACUUUAUGCGAGUGCCUAAUGUGCACAAUGUGCAAGCAGUAGCUGUCCUAUGCAUGACCUUCAACAACCGGGGGGAUUCUGAGAUGGGUCAUCAUCUGCGGGUUUCUGCAAUUCGGAUCGCGCAAACUCUCCGAUUAGGCCAGGAUAGUGACGAACGCGAAGGACGGUAUCUAAGCAUUGAAGCAGAGCGUCGUUUAUGGUGGACACUGGUGAUCUGCGAAUGGUUGAACUUGACGCAUCAGCCACCAGUCAUAGAUGAAUCCGACUUCGGCGUCCCCUUACCAUCGGUUUCGCAACCAGAAGGAUAUGAGGGACUUGUCGACCCUGUACACUAUCAUAUCUUCAUGGCGCGAACAUCGCGAGUGAUUUACAAAUUCCGUAUAUCACUGAAAUAUGGCACCAAGUCGCUAGAAAACGUGGUGAACAUCGUCAAAACGGCCGACGAAGAAUUGGCGAGCAUUAUUGACACUCUGCCUAGCCAUUUACAGCCAGAGAGCGAUUCUACCACGAACGCAGAGAUACAAGCCCUUGAGACUUCUCAACCCUGGAUCAAGUGGCAGCGCUACGACUUGACUCUAGUCCUCUUACAUCUACGAAUGCACAUCAACCGUGUCCUUCAGAAGCAGUGGCUAUCUUCUCCAGAAGAAUAUAAUUGGGCACGAACGGUUAGCGUCACGUCUGCAAUGAGCCUCGUCUGGAUCAACCAAAGCUGGGACCAGCCGGCAUCAACCAGAAAGCAGUGGUAA
Messenger RNA from Fusarium redolens, 1497 nucleotides. RefSeq lists its product as uncharacterized. The transcript has 4 exons. Gene Ontology annotation, molecular function: DNA binding; zinc ion binding; DNA-binding transcription factor activity, RNA polymerase II-specific. The record is from RefSeq and is a predicted model, not a curated record. The coding region runs from base 1 to 1497 and encodes 498 amino acids. Gene Ontology annotation, biological process: regulation of DNA-templated transcription; DNA-templated transcription. Lineage: Eukaryota; Fungi; Ascomycota; Sordariomycetes; Hypocreales; Nectriaceae.